UUUUCCCGACAUGGGGGACGAUGUAACGACUUCUCUCAAGUCCCGAAAAAGCAAAUUGACGUUGAAAUUAAGCGAUGGCUGCAACUACGUCUGCCGAUCUAGGCCUAACUCACUUAACCGGCUGAAAAAUUACGAAAAAUUACAUGGAUCUGCUUCCUUGCCCCACACUCCUGUCUCUCUGGAAACAUCCGCUAUUAACAAAGAAACUGAUAGAAACACGUACGGUUCGGAUGCAGAGAUCCACUUUAAUCAGUCGCCAGUUGAUCAAGAAUGCAAAAGCAAGCCGAGAGUCUUAUCCGAAUCGUUUCGGCAGUUGAAACGAUUGAGUGAAUGGACGAAAUUACCUGCGGCUUCGUCAACGUCUCGCUGGAAUUACGGCAGUGAAACUGUUUCAUCAUCCGCCCAGCACCGCCGAAUGCUAAUGAUGACAAGUGUGCGAAAUAAUUUAUCGCUCGACAGCCAGAAAAAUUCACCAGACUCUCAAAUGUCUGCCACUUAUUUCAUUUACCCUCCGCAAAUCAGCCAAAUUGCGCCGUCUGUAUUCCACCAAAGUGACCCCGGUGGUCUGAUGAACGCCACAAGUCCGAACUCGGAUUGUACGACGAAUGCCGGUGAAACGCCUUCUGCACGGCUAAUUGAAGCCAAUACUGCGCCACCUUCGCAGGACGGAACGUGGAAAACUAACGAAGCAUCAGCUCGAGUUGUCGUUCAUCGUUCAGCUAAUUUGAAUCUUCGUCGCCAGAAACGCUUCCAUUCGUCUUCACAUCUUGAAUCGCGGAGUGGCAGUACCAUGGAAGAUCCACUGGUGUAUGGACGCAAUCAUGUCACGCCCAUCUCGAAAGCGGAUCCGGGCUCCACUUCACGAGACAAUUCAAAGAUCAUUUCGCCCGAACUACUAGACCUUGUGGAGAAGAUGCAGACCAGUCGGCUGGACGACCAGCGCUGUGUGUUGCCCGCCUAUUUCACCCAGAGCACAUCGCGGGAUUUGGAAUUAGCCCCCAAACCGAGUGGCAGCGGUGGAAGCGGCGGAAGCAGAGGGAGCCACAACGACCUUGGAGCGUUCACCAAUGGAUCAGCCGGAGGUUCGGAUUCACCUACGCAAUCUGGCGGGGCGGCGGCGGCCAUUUCGACCCCACCUGCGCAUCCAUCGCGUGACAUUCUCGAAGAAGUCCUUUCCAAACCUGGACCGUAUCCCAUGGUGGUGCUGCCAAGAUCGGGCGGAUACUGGUGCGACGACGGCAGCGACACGACGGCAGCGGCGCCAGCCGAUCCAUCGCAGACGGCUUCGUGCAAGUUGGAGCUGGACGAGACGGCCCGCUGUUACCGCCGUUUUUUCGUCGGCAAAGAACACCAGAACUUUGUGGCUCAGGACGAUGCGCUCGGGCCCGUCUUAUUGUCGGUGAAACAUGAAAUGUUGGCCGGCCAGGAUUAUGUCCGGCUCAUCCUUCGUCUGCAGACCGGAACGUUGCACGAGGUCGUUCCGGCCACUUGCCUCAGCGACCAAGCAUCGCCUCACCGCAUGGCCAAACUGCUAUGCGAAGAGUUGAGCACCGAGAAAUUCGUACCUGUUUCGUGGCCCAAGUCGUCGCCGCUGAUCGCCGCCUACGACGAACACGUCUUAGUCAACCACUUCAAAUUCGGCCUGUUGCAUCAGCGGUUUGGCCAGACGACCGAAGAGGACAUCUUCUCGAACAAUGGCACAUCACCCGCCCUCGACGAGUUCCUUGACGUCCUAGGAAAGAGGAUCCACCUGCUCGAUCACAAAGGGUAUCGUGGAGGUCUGGACACGCAGUUUGGCCAGACGGGCGUCGAGUCGUUGUACGAGACGUUCCGCGACCGCGAAAUCAUGUUCCAUGUGGCGCCUCUCCUCCCUUAUACGGAGAACGAUGCCCAGCAGCUGCAGAGGAAGCGGCAUAUCGGUAAUGACAUAGUAGCCGUCGUGUUCCAAGAGGACAAUACACCCUUUGCUCCAGACAUGAUCGCUUCGCAUUUUCUGCAUGCCUUCAUCGUGGUGCAGCCCAUCGACCCGUGCACACCCAAUGUCCGCUACCGAAUUACGGUGACGGCUCGCGAUGGAGUCAACUUUUUCGGGCCCACACUGCCCGAUCCACCCGUUAUGCGCAAAGGCCCAGAGUUGCGUGAAUUCCUGCUGACCAAGCUCCUCAACGCUGAAAACGCUUGCUACAAAGCCCAAAAGUUUGCCCGGCUGGAGUUGAGGACGCGUACUGCCCUCCUGUCUAAUUUGGUCGAGGAUCUCCACAAGAAAACGUGCGACUUCCUACACCUGUCGUCGCCGCUUCUAAGCGGAUCGUCUCAGGCCGAAACGCCCGCCAAGGCCGAAGCGACCCAACAGACGGCGCCCAUCGGCGGAGGGGCCCGUUUCAUCGACACUGUUCGCAAAGCUCUUUCGUCUGCUAGGCGAUCGCAGCAAGAACAGGCAGCUGUCGGAUUGGCUGGCGCAGCCUCCAACAAAAAAGGUUCCAUGAACUGGUCGAAUGCGUCAUCCGAUUCAACUCCGGCCAGCACAUUGCGCCUGAGCAGCAAAGGCAGCAAUUUCAGUGGGCCCACCAAAUCGGCCAUGGCCGAUAAAUCUUCUUUAGCCACACAGUUGGCCGUCCAGCAGGCCGGCAUGGCUUCGCCGUCUACCAGCCCAUCGUUAGACACUCCGCCAUCUCGGAUUGCUCGUAUGACUGUGCCCGACAGCGAUGAAUCGUCGCUCAACAGCAUUGAGAUGGAGAACAUCCAUCAAUCAGCCAGCGGGUCGAGGAUGGCAGGUGUGAAUACAAUGCACCACCAGCAGCCUCCGAGGCCGCCGACUGAAGAUUCCGACACGGGAAUGGAAAGCUUGUCGUCAGCCGAAACGCCGGCCACGGCUAAAAGGUUGGCGGGCAAAUCGUGUUCUUGUUACGGCAGCACCAGCGAAGAACAGGGUCAUCAUCAGCCGGAAGAGGAGCACAUCAGACAGAACGAAAAUCUCCAGCAGGAAGUGAACAAGCUCAAGUUUGAUAAGUUGGAACUACUCAGACAAAAUGUGAGCUGCCAGCGUGAUAUCAAACGAUUAAAAGAGCGUGAAUUCCAGUUGCAUUCGGAGCUGAUUACAGCCAGUCAGGAACUACAGCGUCUGCGUUUAAUUCUUCGAGAUCAUCAGGCUACCUCAUCCAUGUCUGCUUACGAAGGAUCGCCCGUCUAAUCAGCAAAAGGGGGGAAACCAAAGAACCUCUAAAUGACGUAUCACCAUAUCUCACCAAUGAAUUCAACGACGAUUGCACACCUCCUGAUACGUGAUGGAUCAUUCGUAAUUUUUUUUUUUUUUUUUUUUCUUUUUUUUUAGUUUCUUUAACUUUUUUUUUUUUUUUCUUCCGUUUUUGCUCUCUCUCGUCCACCACCCCGUGUGUCCCACUUGCCUCUCUAACCAAAACUUGUUAUCUCUCUUUGGCGUUCCUGGACGGGAAAGAGCUUGACGCGAAAAAGGCAUCGAUUAUAUCAGAGAGAAAGAGAGAGGAGUAACAAUUCCUAUCUGAUUCCUUUUUGUUUUCAUUCACUGUUGAUUGUGGCUUAUCGUAUUCAUUGUUAUAUAUAUAUAUAUAUAUAUAUAUAUUUACCUACCAAAGAGACCGUUGCUUCAUAUUUUUUGCCCGACUGUAUGAUGCGCGUUCCGAUCAUCUAGAAAGAUGUGUGUGUCUUCUGUGUUUUUUUUGUUUUUUUUGUGUCAGUCCCAGUGAGAGAAAAUGACGGACAGAAAGCUGGGAAAAGAAAGAUGGCGAAAAAAAACAUAAACAAGAACCGUUGGGAAUGCAAAUAUUAUAUUGAUGUUUUCUUCUUUUUUUUUUUUUUAAAUUCAAACCUUUUUUUUUUUUUUUUGCGUUGUGCAUGGCCACGGUGCACAGUUUCUUCUAAGUCAAAUACGAUUUACUAACGAUGUUUUAAAUGGCGUCGUUUUACAUUGUGAAUCC
This is a messenger RNA of Daphnia carinata, 3953 nucleotides long. It is a transcript of the gene RapGAP1, whose product is annotated as rap1 GTPase-activating protein 1-like. Gene Ontology annotation, biological process: activation of GTPase activity; regulation of small GTPase mediated signal transduction. Gene Ontology annotation, molecular function: GTPase activator activity. The transcript is spliced from 12 exons. Gene Ontology annotation, cellular component: cytoplasm. Lineage: Eukaryota; Metazoa; Arthropoda; Branchiopoda; Diplostraca; Daphniidae. Bases 11 to 3190 code for a protein of 1059 amino acids. The record is from RefSeq and is a predicted model, not a curated record.